Molecule: messenger RNA, 2513 nt
Organism: Anopheles gambiae (African malaria mosquito)
Lineage: Eukaryota; Metazoa; Arthropoda; Insecta; Diptera; Culicidae
Gene: JhI-21
Product: Y+L amino acid transporter 2
Exons: 6
Coding region: 473-2005 (510 amino acids)
Biological process (GO): amino acid transmembrane transport
Cellular component (GO): membrane
Molecular function (GO): L-amino acid transmembrane transporter activity
Source: RefSeq, a predicted model, not a curated record
AACAGCAUCUUCCAUAGCAACCUCAGAAGCUGUCAGCAAAAAAGAGAAAGUGUUUCGGAGAGCAUGCUCUCGUUGUUAUUAUGUGAGAGUGCAAGAUACGCGCUACUGUGUGUACGAUGUGUUUGCUCGUGCUAGAGUGAUUAGUUCGGAAAAAUCGGAUGGCAAAGAAAUACAACAAUACACGCCAACGAUUCUCGCAACGUUUUCCGAUGAUUUUUACGUCCAGCAGUGCGAAAACGGUCGGUGAUAACGACUCGGCAGUGAUAAAGUGUUGCUCUUAAAAAUACGUCUGUUAUUUGGCCUUCCCUUCUAAGUGCGAUUUAUUGCUUCUUGCGGAACUGAGCAUACCUAUGUGCGAGUAAAAUCAUUUCCGCCUCCAGUUUGUAACGAUAAAAUCGCUUUACGGUUGUAUGAAUUGUCAUGAUUUGGUGAAAUAACAGCGAUUGAAAACUGCGAUAAUUUACCAUAAAUAAUGACUGCAAAGAAAACUGCAGCUCAAGCAUCGGAUGCCGUGGCAGCCAUCGGUAACAACGAAGUAGGGGAUAAGGUUGUACUGAAACGAAAAAUUACACUUAUCAAUGGAGUUGGCAUCAUUGUGGGAACAAUUAUCGGUUCCGGUAUCUUCAUUUCGCCAACUGGAGUAUUUGUUUUUACCAGGUCAGUCGGUUCCUCCUUGGUUAUCUGGACGCUGAGUGGAAUCCUGUCGACGCUGGGAGCCCUGUGCUAUGCUGAGCUGGGCACAUGCAUCACGCGUUCCGGUGGAGACUAUGCGUACUUGCUAGUAGCUUUCGGGCCACUUGUUGGAUUUCUACGUCUCUGGAUGGCACUGCUAAUUAUUCGCCCAACAACACAGGCUAUCGUCGCAUUAACUUUUGCACAGUACGCAGUCAGACCGUUUUUCGAAGAUUGUGAAGCUCCAGAAAGUGCUGUGCGUCUUCUGGCAGCUGUAUGUCUCUGUUUUCUCACGGCCAUUAACUGCAUUUCAACGAAAUGGGCAAUGAAGAUACAGGAUGUAUUUACCAUAGCCAAGCUUACUGCCCUAGUUUCCAUAAUCCUGGCAGGCAUUUAUUUUAUGGCAACCGAGUCACUCGAUAAUUUCCAAAAUCCUUGGGAAGGAGAAUAUGCGUUAUCCAGCCUUGCGUAUGCUUUUUACUCCGGACUGUUCGCUUUUGGAGGAUGGAACUAUCUUAACUUUGUUACAGAAGAGCUUGAAAAUCCUUACAAAAAUCUUCCCCGUGCUAUUUGGAUAGCGAUGCCUAUGGUCACUGGUAUCUACGUUUUUGUCAACAUGGCUUAUUUUGCGGUAGUAUCGAGGCAGGAAAUGCUUGCAUCAAUUGCCGUCGCUGUUUCGUUCGGCAAUCGGAUGUUUGGCUCCGUCGCUUGGCUGAUACCAAUAUUUGUGGCUCUCAGUACCUUCGGUGGGGUUAAUGGAAUAUUAUUCACCUCGGCUCGUCUUUUCUCUACUGGUGCACAAGAAGGACAUUUACCAGCCUGGUUUUCACUAGUUCAUGUCGACCGGCAAACCCCUAUACCGGCGCUUAUAUUUACCUGCAUCACUUCCAUAAUCAUGCUGCUUUCUGCCAAUGUUUUCGUUCUGAUCAACUAUUUCAGCCAAAUCCUCUGGCUUUCUGUGGCCGCCAGUAUCGCCGGUUUGCUGUGGCUAAGAAUUUCAAAACCUAACAUGCCGAGACCUAUUAAAGUUAAUUUAGCUCUGCCAAUCAUAUUUCUCGUCUGUUGCCUGGGAUUGGUGCUGCUGCCGUCGUUCACUGAACCAUUCAACCUACUUGUCGGUUUGGCGAUUACUUUGUCCGGUGUUCCUAUUUAUUAUGUGUGUAUCGUAUGGCGCAGUAACAAACAAACUAAAAACCAGCUCAUGCAAUGGAUUGAACGGGGUUGUCAAAUUCUGUUUAAUGCAGCCUUCGUGGACUGUCACCACGACCGUAAACGGGAGCGAGAAUUUUCUGAAAUGCAGACCAGUAUCGAAGACAAAAGUGUAAGUCACUAAGCUAUCGAAUGAAAUAGUACCGUUGUUGCAGUUUUAUGUGUAUGCCCGCUACGACAAUAUUUGAAGCCAAACGACGAGUACCCCAGGACGAGAAAGACUUGUUGCUGCAGUAGUGCCAACAAAGCCAACGCAAGUAAAAUUUAGAAUUCUGAAGAGUAAUGUUCUUGAAGAAAAGAGGCCGCUAGUUUGAUUGUUUAUUUUGCAACACAAAUCUUUACACGCGAAUCUGUAAGAUUGAAUGCAGUGCUUUAAUUACGCAGGAACAUAGAACAAAGUCUUCAUCGUAACAACUACAUUAUUUUUAAAUAUUUGUGCACAAUAAAUGUAUGAAACGUACAUUAUGUUUAAACACAAAUAUACAAACAAAAAAGAUAACUCGUGAACUAAACAAUACAUCGCUAUCUCCAACGAAAUGAUUUCUACUGAAGGUUUACUCUAUGGUCUUUGCUUAUAUCAAUGUACUUAAAAGAUUUAAGAUAAAUAUUAAUAAACAAGCAUCGUUGUUUAA